Messenger RNA from Pelodiscus sinensis (Chinese soft-shelled turtle), 2389 nucleotides. The record is from RefSeq and is a predicted model, not a curated record. NCBI's taxonomy places the organism in Eukaryota, Metazoa, Chordata, Testudines, Trionychidae.
UGUGUCCUGCCCAUCCCCUGACACUGUGCUACUUGGCACGGGACAGCUCUGUUCAGACAUUGAAUGCUCACAGCGUCCUUCUGAAGAGAGGCAGCAGAACUUGAUUUCAUUUACAAGCUUGAUACCUGCAAUAGAGGUUUAAACAAAGACCUUAACUAGAUGGCACUUCCACAUCAUAAUGACAUAAAGGCCAAGCAUGGAAGUGACCACAGUAACCGUAGCCAAUGUGGGUGCCUCUGCAGACAAUGUCUUCACCACAUCUGUUGCAAAUGCUGCAUCUAUAUCUGGACAUGUGCUGUCUGGCAGAACAGCCCUUCAAAUUGGGGACAGCUUGAAUACUGAAAAAGCCACUCUGAUAGUGGUUCACACAGAUGGCAGCAUUGUAGAAACCACAGGGCUGAAGGGGCCCUCUGCACCUCUCACGCCAGGUCCUCAGUCUCCUCCAACUCCUUUAACACCUGGCCAAGAAAAAAAUGGCACAAAGUAUAACUGGGACCCAUCGGUGUAUGACAGUGAACUCCCUGUGCGAUGCCGGAAUAUCAGUGGAAUCCUAUAUAAAAACAGGCUUGGCUCAGGAGGGCGUGGCCGAUGUAUUAAGCAAGGGGAAAACUGGUACAGCCCUACAGAAUUUGAAGCCAUGGCAGGAAGAGCCAGCAGCAAAGAUUGGAAAAGAAGCAUCCGCUAUGCUGGGAGGCCACUACAGUGCCUUAUUCAUGAUGGGAUUUUAAAUCCUCAUGCUGCCUCAUGCACUUGUGCUGCCUGCUGUGAUGACAUGACCUUGAGUGGCCCUGUACGACUUUUUGUCCCUUAUAAAAGGCGAAAAAAAGAAAACGAACUGCCUACAACUCCAGUGAAAAAGGAUUCUCCCAAAAACAUCACCCUGCUUCCUGCUACAGCUGCUACCACUUUCACCGUGACUCCUUCAGGACAGAUCACUACUUCUGGUGCUCUGACCUUCGACCGUGCAUCAACCGUGGAGGCCACAGCUAUCAUCUCAGAAAGUCCAUCCCAGGGUGAUGUAUUCACUGGAGCCACUGUACAAGACACUACUGUCCAGCAGCCUUGCCGUGUCAGUCAUCCGGAACCUCACUAUCCUAGUUACCAGGACAAUUGUCAGAUUUCACCUUUUCCAGAGGCUGCACUGCCAACAUCCCAUCCCAAAAUAGUGUUGACGUCCCUUCCUGCCCUGGCUGUGCCACCCACUACUCCCAUGAAAGCCAUAUCCCCCUCAGUGGUGAACGGCCUAGAGAUGACAGAGCAACGGAGCUGGCUGUACCUGGAGGAGAUGGUCAACUCCUUACUCAACACAGCCCAGCAACUGAAGACCCUGAUUGAACAGGCUAAACAAGCCAGCUCCUCUUUCCGGGAGGCUGCUGUUACUCAAGCGAAAAUCCAAGCCGACGUGGAGAGGAAAGAGCAAUAUCAAAGCCAGUUAUUUCAGCAAACGGAAGAUGUUGAUGGUAAAACAGAAAUCAUCAUCAAGCAGUCCUGUGUAAACUGUGGUCGGGAAGCAAUGAAUGAGUGCACUGGAUGCCAUAAAGUCAAUUACUGCUCAACUUUCUGCCAGCGGAAGGAUUGGAAAGAUCACCAGCACAUGUGUGGUCAGUCAGCCACAGUCACGGUGCAAGCGGAUGAGGUGCAUGUCACAGACAGCGUCAUGGAGAAAGUUGCAGUCUGAAAAAUCUACGUCGCUGAAGUCCUAGAUAAGAAGGGAAGGUGCUUGGCUGGAUCAGCAAGCUGGAUGGGAGCUCAUGUUGUUGGUUAUCUAGGAUCUGAACUCUUCCCAUCAGUGAGCUCGUCUUCCAAAGAUGCUUGAGCACCUUUCUGCAGGCCUACUUGAAAUCUUAGCAAAGCAGACACUAAGGAUACAUUAUCUGGGAAAGAUAACUAGACUUGCUGAUCAGGAGGCCACCCCCACUUAAGGAACUUUGGACUAUAAAGUAAAACUUGCAAGAUUUUGUAAUGCACAGCAGAGGGGUUUCAGUGUUAGAGCCAUCUCUUCUGAGGGCCGUCUACAGUGGUUGGAAUGAAAGUUAAGAUGUGCCAGUGUUCCAUUCCACCCCAUGCUACCCUACCUCUCAUGUGAAACAAUAAAUGUUCCUUCAUUUGUUUAAUUUAAUUUUCUUUAAAAACAUAUAUCAUAAAACUGUGUUCUGUCAAUAGAAGCCCCUUUUUCUAAUUCAUUUCUCCCCCAGGGCUAAGUUUUACAUAUUGGAAAUUCUGCACUUGUAUAUAAACAGAAGAUGUCAUGUCAUUAAACAAAAUACAGUGAAAUCAUGAAAGCGUGUUACUGUAAUAUUCCUUUUACACCAAGAGUGUUUGCCGGAGCACUGUUAAACAGAAAGCAUGGACCUGAUUGCUCGGCACAGUCAGGUGAAGCAACACAACA